AUGUACGCCCCAUUAAUCGCAUUGGAUGUGUUUCAAAAACCUGGUCGUCUUGGUGAUCAUGAAGGAUUAGACAUGUUCGUGUCUAUAGGGAAGCAAAAGUCUCUUGAAUAUUACGAUAGGGCGACGGCAUGCCGGGGUGUUGAAGGCGGGAAAAUGAAACAGCUGCUAGGCCACAUUGAUAUCUUCGAAUCGGCGAAAGGGCUACUAUAUUCCUGCAAAAGCGAAGGCACUGGUUUAGCGGAUAUCGAUCAAACAAAUCAGUUAGCAUUGGGUUUCUUCGUGCGUGAAUGUUACGAACCUCACGGCUCUUCUGAAACGGUUUCCGAAACGGUUUGA
Messenger RNA from Paracoccidioides lutzii Pb01, 336 nucleotides. RefSeq lists its product as hypothetical. The record is from RefSeq and is a predicted model, not a curated record. The transcript has 2 exons. The coding region runs from base 1 to 336 and encodes 111 amino acids.